This is a messenger RNA of Carya illinoinensis, 1625 nucleotides long. RefSeq names its product pectin acetylesterase 8-like. The coding region runs from base 195 to 1394 and encodes 399 amino acids. The transcript is spliced from 13 exons. Gene Ontology annotation, cellular component: plant-type cell wall. The record is from RefSeq and is a predicted model, not a curated record. Gene Ontology annotation, molecular function: pectin acetylesterase activity. Lineage: Eukaryota; Viridiplantae; Streptophyta; Magnoliopsida; Fagales; Juglandaceae. Gene Ontology annotation, biological process: cell wall organization.
GAAAAGCAUUCGUUGCUCCUCAUAAAGGCUACCGCCAGUUCUUUUCCCUUUCAUUGCUUUCUCCUCUCUCCCAGUAUUUGACGUGGUUUUUGCUUUCAUUUGGGAGCUCUAGGAAGCAAUGUACUGAACUGGGUUUCAUUCACAUUCUCUCAAAACUAGCUGGUUCAGGUUCCCUCCUAAUUUUCUAGUUCAGAAUGGCGUUUGCAAUAUUAGCCCAAUGUUUAAACCUUCUAUUAUGUGCCUUGCUACUGCUCAAAACAGAAGGCUUUAAUGUAGGAAUUACUUAUGUCCAGAAUGCUGUAGCAAAAGGAGCUGUUUGUUUGGAUGGAAGUCCGCCAGCUUACCACUGGGAUAAGGGAUUUGGUGCCGGAAUGAACAAUUGGUUGGUUCACUUUGAGGGAGGUGGAUGGUGCAACAAUGUCACCACUUGCCUUUCUCGUAAGAGCACUCGUCUAGGUUCAUCUAAGGAAAUGGUCAAGGAAGUUGCUUUCUCUGGCUUGCUGAGUAAAUUUCAAAAGUUUAAUCCUGACUUCUACAACUGGCACAGAAUCAAGGUUAGGUACUGUGAUGGGGCAUCUUUUACUGGUGAUGUGGAAGCAGUCGAUCCGGCAACUAACCUUCACUUCAGAGGAGCAAGGGUUUGGCUUGCCAUUAUUGAGGAUCUGUUGUCAAAAGGAAUGAGAAGUGCUGAAAAUGCUAUUCUCUCCGGUUGUUCGGCUGGUGGAUUGACUUCUAUUUUGCAUUGUGAUAAGUUCAGAGCUCUUGUACCUAUGGGUGCUAAAGUUAAAUGCCUGUCGGAUGCUGGUUACGUUAUCAACGCGAAGGAUGUUUCUGGAGCACAACACAUUGAAGCAUUUUAUAGUGAAGUGGUUGCAACACAUGGUUCAGCGAAGAAUUUACCUUCUUCAUGCACCUCAAAAAUGAAACCUGGGUUGUGUUUCUUUCCCCAAAACGUGGUACAGCUAAUCCGAACACCAAUAUUUCUUGUAAAUGCAGCCUAUGAUUCAUGGCAGAUAAAAAACAUUUUGGCGCCUGGUGUUGCUGACCCCCAUGGCACCUGGCAUAGCUGCAAACUUGAUAUAACGAAAUGCUCACCCACUCAAUUAACUACCAUGCAAGAUUUCAGGAUGCAAUUUUUAAGUGCGGUGAGUGGACUGGGCGCCUCUUCAUCUAGAGGAUUAUUCAUAGACUCUUGCUAUGCUCACUGCCAAACCGAAACGCAGGAGACAUGGUUAAGGGAUGAUUCUCCAAUGCUGGGUAGAACAACAAUUGCAAAGGCAGUUGGAGACUGGUAUUAUGACCGAAGUCCAUUCCAAAAGAUAGAUUGCCCUUAUCCUUGCAAUCCCACUUGCCACAACCGUAUUUUCGAUCCUAAUGAACACUCAGUAUUAUAGAUGGAUUAGGCCAAGUUAAAUCAUUUGUAUGAAUGGUAACUAUCACUAUCAGUAGAAGAUAAAAAGAAAAAGGGGAAAUUAGUGAUUGAUCAAGUCUUCUGAAUAAGCAAAGGGCACCACUUCACUAAACCUAUGUGCUGGGUGUCUUCCAUGGUUAUUGUAUUCAGUUAUUAUUCCCAAUAAAAACAAUGUACCCAUAGUUGAUUAUGCUAUGAACAUCUUUCUAUUAAA